Messenger RNA from Cephus cinctus (wheat stem sawfly), 1740 nucleotides. RefSeq lists its product as uncharacterized. Bases 297 to 1148 code for a protein of 283 amino acids. NCBI's taxonomy places the organism in Eukaryota, Metazoa, Arthropoda, Insecta, Hymenoptera, Cephidae. The transcript has 4 exons. The record is from RefSeq and is a predicted model, not a curated record.
UCGCAAUUUAUUCGCUUCUCAGUGCAGCUGUAGGAUAACGUGCAUACAAGUGCAUUCCAUCGGACAAUGAUCUGACCGUCAAAGUGAUGCGCGAGAGGUCAUUAUCCCUUAUCGCACCAACCGAUCAAUAUUAUCGACCCUGAGACAGGAAAGGGUAGGCUGUCCACGUUGGAGGUUGAUUCACGAUAGUUCCUAUGGAAACCCCAACGACGAUCGAACAGUCCAAGGGGCCCGUCGGCGUUUCUUCCUCCUCGUGCAGGCGUAUAGACUCAAGUCAGAAUUGUUGAAAGACAACAAUGGCCUUCCAAUUGGACGAUCUCCUCAAAGACGACAAGAAGGACGCUAAUUUGAUUCCAGAUCUGAGCAAAGCCACUUGCAACUCUCAGGAAGAAUUUAGAAGACUCUUGGAACGUUGUCCAGAGUACAAGAUAAAGCCAGAGAAGAUAAAAAAAGAAGACAUUAAGGUGCGCGACAAAGAAUUCUCUUGGCGAGCAACAAAACGUGAACUUAGGGCGAUAGAAAGAGAAUGGAGUUAUGGUGAUCCAGUUCCACCGGAUAUGCGAUCUUUGAACCUGAGGGAGCUUCAGCAAGUCUCAAUAGAUUGGCGAAUGUUGACACCAAUCAGACCGAAGCUACGUCAGGACGAAGAUAUGUUCUCCAGACUGAUAGAAAUGGGAAAGUUGCAAGCAAAGACAAUGGACAAGGAAAGACGGUCGUUCGUUAGUCCAGUAAGACGCAACAAGAAUCGCGCUGGAAUCAUUGAGAGUAGCGUGAAGAUCUGCACAGAGUGCGGUGAAGAAUUUUGUCUUGGCGAAGCCUGCGGCGACAUUUUAUAUGACUCUUGUAUAAGGGUCACUGUGAGCAUCCAACAACCAAAGGUCAAAGUAUCUGCGGACACUGCCGCCAUCAUAGCCAGUAUGGAUAGUCAGAAGCGACGUAAGAAAAAGAAAAUCUCUAACAAUAAGCCCAAGAAGAAAGUUAGAUUAUUGGUAAGGAGCAAAGCCAGGAAAUCUUCAAAAAAUGACACGGACACCGGAAGGAGAACAGGAAAAGAGGUAAACGACGACGAGGAAACCGGAACUACGAAGAAGAGAUUUAAGAGAAAGUGCAAUAAGUAUUCCAAGAGCGGUAGAGUGUCGCUAAAAUAAUAUUUCAAGAUUUAACGUACUGAAAAACUAAAAUCAAAAUAACAAGCACCUCGCAAAAUUAUAUGAGGCACUUUUAAAAAUAAUUUUUUUUUUAGAAAAUCGCUUUCAUAGACAAGACGACUAGAAUUUGCAUUGGUAUCAUAAACGAGAAUAGUAUAGAUCCAGUAGAAGAAGACUGAACUGAUAAUAAUAGUUAAAGAAGAAGUAUAGUAACGUAAAAUAAUCAUAGGACCACCAAAAAAAUUUUGUAAUCCAAUUUUCUCGUAUCUACGUAUUUUAUUUAAUGUGCUCCAACUAAUUGUUCUUCGUGUUCCCCAGAAACAAAAAUUCAGAAAGACAAGUAGCAAUGUAAGAAAAAUAAAAUACUAAAAUUCGAAAUAAACAAAUAUGAGAAAAUUUUUAAAAAGAGCUAACUUACAUGCACGAAAGUUCACGACGUCUUCUUAACAAACAAAUAUUAUACUAAACAUAGUUAUAGAUUAUUAUUAUAUUAUUGUAGUAUGUACAAAUUGCCCUAGGCGCACCAAAAACGUUUACUUGUACAUACAAGCGGGCUUAGUGAAUGGCCUCAAGUAAAUGCUGGAAAAAUAUA